CGCGCGCGCGCUACAGCCUCGUUAAAACCCGCGUCGUUCUCACACACACUUCCACCAUCUCCAUCAGUGUGCACCACCACGAGAGCGGUGGCUAUGCAGCCAUGCGGGCGCCGUCUCCUCGGCGCCGGCACCGCCUCGCCGCCGCCGCUGCCGGGCUUGGGUUCGGCUUCGGCCCACUCGAUGGACCGCGCGCAGCGGGCGCACAUGGUGCGGGCGCUGGGGGUGACCACCACGGUGCUCUUCGUCGCCAGCGUCUCCUACAUCGCGCUCACCGCGCUCUACGCCUGCUUCUGCGACGGCGGCGGGCGGCGACGGCGAGAAGACGGCGGGUCGUCGUCGGUGCGCCCCGAGCCGUCCGAGGAGACCAAGCGCGCGCUCGACGGGAUCCCGGUGCACGUGGUCCAGAUGCCGCCCCGCGACGGCGGCGGCGGCGGCGCCGACGAGGAGGGCGGCAGCGGCGACUGCGCGGUGUGCCUGGCGGAGUACGCCGCCGGGGACGAGGUGCGCGUGCUGCCGGCGUGCGGGCAUGGGUUCCACAGGGAGUGCGUCGACCGGUGGCUGCUCACGCGCGCGCCCACCUGCCCCGUCUGCCGCGCACCCGUCGUCGCGCGCGUCGAGGGCCCGGACGACGACGCCAAGGAGGAUUACUGCGGCGACGGCGAGAGCGUCGAGAGGCACGGCGGCGGCGGCGGCGACAUUGGCUUCCUGUCCGUCGCCGGCGAGUCCCGCGUGCUUCCUGCGAUUUGAUUUUGCUACGAGUACUCAUCAGCUGUAAUAGGGUACUUAGUAGGUGUUUAGCUCAAUUUUGCUAGCUGUGGACAAACGUAGCUUAGUAGGAUGAUUCGAGUUUGUUUAUUGGCGAGAGCAAUAACGAUCAUACGAGUAGUUUCACUUUCAGGGUUACAAGUUCAUGUGCGAUCAAUCUGGUUAUUUAGUUAUUAUACCUUCUUAAAAUUUC
Molecule: messenger RNA, 958 nt
Organism: Oryza sativa Japonica Group (Japanese rice)
Lineage: Eukaryota; Viridiplantae; Streptophyta; Magnoliopsida; Poales; Poaceae
Product: probable E3 ubiquitin-protein ligase ATL44
Source: RefSeq, a predicted model, not a curated record